AAAAUAGAACAGAACAACCCUGCAUGAGCUACAUGAUUUAGAUGCAUCGUACUUACUGAAAGAUGGAGAAAUUUAAAUCGAAUGCGAUUACAUUUGACCCAGAAAAGGAUGACCGUUCGCCAGCCGAGGUUAGCCUUGAAAUAGACGAUAGUCUUGACGUGAAACCAUUUCAUCACAGACCUUUCCGGAAACCUCCAAUAAUUGGUAAAGAACAACAAUAUCAGACAGAUGACAAAGUUCAUCAAUUGCAUAUGUUCCACGAAACUGACUUUGUCGUGUUGCUAUAUGGUUUUAUGAAUGAUAACAAAAUAGACCUUGCCACAAUAACGGAUGCAGACCUGGACUCGAAGAAAGAUAACAUUACUUGGUUUGACUUUAAAUCCAUGACCAUGUUCGCUAGUGUUAACAAGCAACGUUAUACCCGUACCGAAAUCAAUGCAGCUGCAGAAAGGCUGACAGGUUAUUACAUAGAAGAAGGUAUAGGACCGUUCACAGAGAAAAAUCUCGAUGGUACAUACCGUUUGCUGGAUCCAGAGUAUAUGGAAUACGCCAUACUGUAUUACUAUGGCCGCUCCAAUAUGUGUAUGCUUGUACGAGUCGCUCCAUGGCAGGCCAUGUUUAUGAAUAUAAUACCAUGCGAUUUGGAACCAAUGCACCUGCCAAUCGGAUGCGAUAGUUCAAGAUUUGAUAGUAUGACGAUGGGGGAGAGAGACUGUAUGCUGGCGUCUGAAAGGAUGAUAAAGGAGAUUUUGGAAGGAAAUGUUAAUGAUUUGGUGACAUCCCCAUUUUUUUACAGUCGUAGAAUGAAAAAAGAAUUUUUCAAAUUGGCCAAGGAGGAGGGAAACUUGAACGAAAUUUUCUCAGCUGUUGACAAGUUCUCGAAACCAGAACGGCCAAAAACCUUCUUGUACUGUAUCGUUGCAAAUGCUAUGCCAAAUCUAGAUUUUCUAGACCAGGUACUGACACUUUUCAUGAAGAGUGAUUUAUCACAUGAAGAGAAGAUCCUCCAGCUAACAGCGUCUUGUGCUGCAGCGUGCCGAUGGGGUCACAUUCUUAUCUACGAGAAACUCAGCAGAUUAAUAGAAACACCAACAUUUGAGAUACUAAGGAAAGCAGUUGUUGGAGGAAAUACGGAUAUCAUGCGCGGUAUUCUCCGUGAUUAUGAAUGGAGCGAAACUGCGACCAGGUCAGCUAUGGAAUGGGCCUGCUUCCUAGGUUUGGGUGAUGUCGUUAGAGUGAUACAGGGUGCUGGUGUACGCUUCUCAAAGAGGUGUCUCUACGACGCGGCUUAUGGAGGUAAUAAAGGGUUGUUCUUUGAAAUCUGCAACGAAGGAUACGAUUUAGAGACACGAUUCAAAGACGGCCAGACUGUUCUACACGUAGCUGCUGAAAGAGGCCAUUUCAGUAUUGUUGAAUUCUUGGUGCACCGGGGAGGAGUAGAUGUCGAUACUGAAAACCCAAAGCGUGAGACUGCAUUGCAUAUUUCAUUGAAAAAUGGUCAUGAAGAAGUUGCAGAGACGUUGUUGGACGGAAAUGCAAACACGGAUCUUCGUGAUGCUAGUGGAUCCUCUCCUCUCCACAAAGCAUGUGCUUUAGGGAACAUGCAUCUUGUGGAAAGGAUACUGGCCACUGGAUGCAACUCUAAUCCUGCGGACAAUGAUGGAAGGUCUGUGUUACAUAAAGCAGCCUUUGGUGGUAAUUUGGAUGUCAUACGCCGUCUCCGUCAACUUGGAAAUGCAGUGGAUGUGUUGGAUACCAAUGGAAGCUCUGUAGUACACUAUGCUUCUAUCCAAGGACAUCUGCAGAUUGUUGAAUACUUCAUGAACGAAUACCCAGCUUUGAUCGCAAAAGGAAAUGAAGAAAGAUGGAACCCAAUUGCAUGUGCUGCAUUCGGGGGACACUUUGAAGUGCUUGACUUUCUGGUUAGAAACCAUGCAGGUAUUCUCGUUGUGACAUCAUCGGGAAAGAACGCAAGACAACUGGCAAAUGAAGGCUUAAGUUUCAAAGAAUCAAACGAGAAGUAUUAUAUGGAACAGUUUAAAGAGUAUGUGUCAUUUGGAAGCAUUGGCAGUUUCAAUAAAUCAAUAGAGCUACUUACUGACGUGGAUCGCCAGAUAGCAUCGAACGAUAAUGAUUCUUAAUGUUCACUUGUGCCAAACCAUACAUUCUUGAAUACAUGAAUACAUUGUAAGCACUGGCCAUCAAAUUAUUGAUUUAACUAUAGGAAUUUAAUUAUAUACCUUAUAAAUGUAUAUUCUUUACGAAUUAUAUUUUUCAUACCUUUAGCCAUUGUUUGUACAACUGUACAUUUAUGGAGAAUCGACCAACCGAAUCAACAACAACCACGAACUCUUGUACGAAACUAAGUGGUGAGAAGACUAAGAUAGUGUUAUAGGUGUGAAAUGGACAUAUAUUCCUCGGUCAAAGCUGAAGCAUGUCAUUUGUUCCUUUGGUCACCAUCUGAAAAUAUCCAAUCAGAAGAUAUAUGGAAUAGCAAAGUAAUACCGAGUAACCUAAAGAAUUGACCAGUGAUAUAAGCUAUUUUGACUGCAGUAGAUUUUUUUUUGCGUUUGAGCCGCUACUUAUUUGCUUCUUAAUCAGUAUUUUCGGCUGUUUGCUUGAAAAUUGUAGAUUUGCAAUGAGCGUUCAGUUUAAAACUUACCAUAAUCUCGGUAAGUACUUUUGGCUUUAAACUUGUUGAUCUUAUGUUCUUUUUUAUUAUUUAUUUCUUGAAACCAUGCUAAGGUGACGCUAGUUUUUUCCCUAUAAAACGCACAAGUUGCAUUUCAGAAUUACAAUACCGUAUUGCUGGUAAUUUCCACGAGUCAUUUUUUUAAUUUUCUAAAGAGGUCUAAUUGAAUAACAACAAUUAAAUAUUAUAUAUAUAUAUAUAUAUAUAUAUAUUAUUUUAUCAUAUUAUUAUUUCAUGGGGUCAAUUUCGGCGGUUAGGUUAAUAUACCGCGAAAUAAUGAAAAUAUCUCUGCGAAAAAUAACCGGCUUUACGAUCGUUUAUAAUUUUGCGGCACAUCGUUGUUUUGCAUUGGUCACUUGUCAUCAGGGCGAUAACAUAUCCUAUCACAGUAGUUGUUCUUGAUUGGCUAUCUAGUAGCUUUUUUUAAUCGCAUCCUCCAACUAAGAGUUCCUUUUUAUACGCCGCCGGAUGCGGUCGUAUAUUGGCGUCAUCUUCUCCGUCUGUCCGUCCGUACGUCCAUUUCUUGUCAACGCAACUCCUCCUUAACUAAUGAUCAGCUUUUCAUAAAACUGCUCAAUGUCACUAAUACAAUCGUUCGAUGUGCAUGAAGGGGCGAUUUUACGGUUCAUUGAUUUUUGUAAGAUUUAUCCCAUUUGCAACUUUGUGUCUUUAGCUUACUCAUAGUGGAGCCUUGUAACUGUAACUCCUCCCAAACUAAUGAUAAGAGUUUCACGAAACUUUCUCAAUGUCACAACUACAGUGGGUGGAUGUGCUGGAAGUGGCGAUUUUACGGUUUUUCUUGAUCUUUAUAUUUUGUGGCGGCGUAUAUUGUGCCCACGGCACUCUUGUUAAUCUGUGUCGACAGAUAUCUUUUAAUCUUUCGUUGCAAUUGAUAAAAUCGUGAAUGUUCACAGUGUUUUCCUACGCAGGUUACUGGAUCUAUCAGCCUUCUUAAAUAAAGAUAGCCAAUUUUGUUACAGCGCUCCAUAAAAUUUUGUUUCAGCCGUUAUUGAAAACAACACUUUUAGAGAAAUAAAGUGCGAUAAUUUUUGUUGAC
This is a messenger RNA of Ylistrum balloti, 3749 nucleotides long. Its product is annotated as ankyrin-3-like. The coding region runs from base 63 to 2141 and encodes 692 amino acids. The record is from RefSeq and is a predicted model, not a curated record. The transcript is spliced from 2 exons. Lineage: Eukaryota; Metazoa; Mollusca; Bivalvia; Pectinida; Pectinidae. Gene Ontology annotation, molecular function: protein binding.